ACAUACAUUUAUUUACGAUUUAUUUGUAGUUUCGUUUUCGGUUAACAACAGUUGUUUCUUUCAGUUGUGAAGUAAUAUAAAAGAAUGGUGUCAUAAAAUCAAUAUAUACAUUUACGGGAAAUGCGAUUGCUUUUGGUACAACGUAUGAUUUUCUGCGCAGGUUUAGCAAAGAAAAACAGGAUGAGCGAAAACACUAAUAUUCAGUCUCAGGGCGAAGGAGCAUGUCAAGCAUCUGGGAAUUCUUCACGUCACGUGACAUACAGGGGAGCAAACUACAGACAUGGACAAGCUUACGGACCCAGAAAAUUUAACGAUUUUUCUUCGAAUCAAAGAGAUGUGUACGAGAAUGAAAACACUAGUUAUCCGUAUCAGAACGAAGGAGCAUAUCAAGCAUAUGGGACAUCAAGUCAAGAAUAUGAUCACAUGCCAUACUGGAGAGCAAAUGACAGAUAUGGGCAUGCUUACAAAACCAGAAAAUAUAACGAGUUUCCUCCAAAUCAAAGAGGUGUACAUGUGAAUACAAAAAAAAGUAAAAACUCUUCGCUACGACAAAAGGCAAUGCAGGAAUUUGAAUUCUUUUGGGGAUCUAACUUUCCUUACAGUCAGUUUUAUGCCUGUGAAUUCACAGUCGAUGAUAUCACAUUUAAUUGUACAGAGCAGUACAUGAUGUACAACAAAGCAAUGUUGUUUGAGGACGAGGGGGUUGCAGAAAUGGUACUUAAAGAAAAUGAUCCUCUUCAACAUAAAAAAUUAGGGCGAAAGGUUAAAAAUUUUGACCAAAAAACAUGGGAUGCAAAUUGUUCAGCAAUCGUUGAGCGAGGGAAUAAGGCAAAGUUCUCUCAGAAUGAAGAACUUAAGGCAACUAUUCUGCAGACUCAUCCUAAAACUAUCGUGGAGACCAGUCCACAUGAUAAGAUAUGGGGUAUUGGACUUCAUAAAAAUGACCCCUUGGCUUGGGACAGGUCAACGUGGAAAGGACUGAAUUUACUUGGACAAGCUUUGACGAAAGUAAGAGACGAGUUGAUGGAGGAAGAGAAUGAAGGAGCUUGUUAUUAACAUAUACUAUUUUUUUUUUAUUUCUACCUGUUUGAAUGUGAUCUUACAUUGAUGAGAUAUGGAUGAUAUAUUUUAGCAUAACGCGUAAUGUCAGUUAUUUAAAGGGACUAAACAUGGUACAUAGUGUAGACCUUUAUUUUAUUUCGUUGGGUUGCUGUCUCAUUGAUAUUUACUUCACAGUUUUAGAUUUUUUGACCAAAUUAAAAAGUCUUAAAGAUUAGGUAUGAGUAGUAUUAGAAUUUGUUGGAUAUUCAGUUUUAAAUAAAGAAAAACACUGUGUAUGUAGAUACAUAUAUCUUUAACCAUUAAUUUAUUUUGUUAUCAAAUAUAUGUAUUCAGAACUUUAAUUGUCAUAAAUGAAUAAUGAAAAUGAU
Messenger RNA from Mytilus californianus (California mussel), 1430 nucleotides. RefSeq lists its product as uncharacterized. The transcript is spliced from 4 exons. The record is from RefSeq and is a predicted model, not a curated record. Lineage: Eukaryota; Metazoa; Mollusca; Bivalvia; Mytilida; Mytilidae. Bases 121 to 1056 code for a protein of 311 amino acids.